AUGAUUGUCACGAACGGUCAGACGAAGGUAAAACUUCGAACAUGGGAGUCUAUAGCCAGUGGAGCAUUAGCAGCCACUGGCGCAGUUUUCAUCUCGAAUAUGCCAGAAACGAUCAAAACACGUAUGCAACUUGAUGGCGAAGCAUCGAAACGGGACGGUUCAAGUCGACGAAAACAAUACCACAGUACAUGGGAUGCGUACAGAAAAAUCGUCCGACAAGAGGGCUUUCGUGCACUUCAAGCCGGUCUUGGUCCAGCUAUCGGAAUACAGAUAAUUAUGAAUGGACUACGUUUAGGUUUAUUCGAACCUAUUCAGAGAACUAUCCGAGAUACAACUAAAUCUCGCGAACACAACGUUCUAAUCAAACUCACAUCUGGUGCAAUAUCCGGAGCAAUUGGUGUUAUUGCCAGCUCACCACUUUAUCUAGCAAAAAAUCGUCUUCAAGCUCAAUCAAGCUACUUCCAUGCGGCUGAAGAACAUCAUUAUAAAAAUACACGAGACUGUCUGAAAAAAAUCUAUCGUCAAAAUGGCUUUGUUGGAUUAUUCCAUGGUGUAACUGCCGGUUUACCACGUGUUGUCGUUGCUUCAGCGACGCAAUUGACAACUUACGAUAAGACAAAAGCAUUUGCAAUACAAAACUUAAAUCUACAUGAUGGUUUUCCCGCUCAUCUUUUCGCAAGUUUUAUUUCGUCAUUGUUUACUGUGACGAUGAUGAACCCAUUCGAUGUUAUAUCCACACGAAUCUAUCAAUCCAGUGGACGUGAAACGGUUUAUCAUAGUGUUUUCGAUUGUUUCAAGAAAACAGUGAAGGCUGAAGGAUGGUUUGCAUUGCAAAAAGGAUGGUUGGCACUGUAUUUACGAUUAGGUCCACAUACGAUCUUAACGUUUGUUUUUCUGGAAAAAAUCCGGUCGGGGAUCCUGAAAUACAAAGCUGAGAAAAAUAAAAUCUCAAAAACACAGCAUUCUAUAUUUGUUUUAUAA
This is a messenger RNA of Adineta ricciae, 981 nucleotides long. The record is from the annotation of a GenBank genome assembly. Lineage: Eukaryota; Metazoa; Rotifera; Eurotatoria; Adinetida; Adinetidae.